This is a messenger RNA of Sinocyclocheilus grahami, 942 nucleotides long. RefSeq names its product olfactory receptor 4K1-like. Gene Ontology annotation, cellular component: membrane. The transcript has 2 exons. NCBI's taxonomy places the organism in Eukaryota, Metazoa, Chordata, Actinopteri, Cypriniformes, Cyprinidae. The coding region runs from base 1 to 942 and encodes 313 amino acids. The record is from RefSeq and is a predicted model, not a curated record. Gene Ontology annotation, molecular function: G protein-coupled receptor activity; olfactory receptor activity; odorant binding. Gene Ontology annotation, biological process: G protein-coupled receptor signaling pathway; detection of chemical stimulus involved in sensory perception of smell.
AUGAACUCUACAAUGUUUCUGUACAGUGUACAAGAAAAAUAUGCAGAUGCGUUUGCAAAGAAUUUGACCAUUGUUCUUCUUGGGAUCAUAAUUAUGUCCAUAAAUGGAAUGUUUGUAUUGACAUUUUUCAGGAGUUCAGUUUUCUACAAUGACCCACUAUACAUAUUAUAUAUUCAUUUGGCUAUCAAUGAUAUGCUCAUGGUUUUUUUCAGUGUAAGUCUUAGUGGGAUGGCUUAUGCAUGGCAAAAUGUACAUCUCCCAUUCUGUGCUACACUUCUAAUAAUAACUGCAACUGCUCAUAAGAACACUCCUCUGACUUUGGCCGGUAUGGCCGUUGAGCGUUACAUCGCCAUCUGCAAACCACUGCAUCACCAUCAGAUCUGCACAGUGCGCAGGACCUACAUCCUCAUCUCUCUGAUUUGGGAUGUAGGAGUCAUACCUGGAUUGCUUGACUUGAUUCUCCUUUCAAUUGUUUGCCCUUUAUCUGUUUUUACAACAGCUGCUUCUCGUAGUGCAUCAAUUCUGUAUUCCACACAAUAUCAUGAAAUACAGACCCGAUUUAUGAAUGGCCUUUACGCGUCUGUUGUGUGGGUAAUUCUUGUAUUCACAUAUUGUCAAGUGCUGGUUGCAGCCAGAAGGGCCUCCGCUGAUAAAUCCUCAGCAAAAAAGGCCCAAAGCUCCAUCCUGUUACAUGGAGCGCAGCUUCUGCUCUGUAUGUUGUCCUACAUUACUCCUGUGUUAGACAAGAUGUUUAUCCCACUUAUACCAGUUGAUCGGGCAAGGGCAAGACUAACCUUUUUAAAUGAUCUUUUAACAAAUAUAGUACCACGACUGCUUACUCCCCUGAUUUAUGGUGUUCGUGAUAAACUUUUUUACAAACACAUGAAGGGGCUUUUUUCAUGCAGAUUAUUCAUUGUAAAAGUUGAAUCAACCAAUCAAUGA